AUGCGAAGUGAUACGUUGAGAAGGCCCGGGGGUUUAUCGGCCCCAGGCAGCCAGGCCGGGUGUCACAUGAGACUGGUGACGUCACGGGAAGACAGCUUUCCCCAGAUUUGCCCCGAAUUGGUCCAAGCGGAGACAGUUUCUGGUACGUGUCUCGAGAGUGAACUUAUGGUUCUUCUUAUCAUGGCAGAGUACGUCCCUUUUCCGGUCGCGAUUGAUGUUCUCCUCAAACGGAGAAAAUAGAAAACUCUUCACGGGUUCCUGAGGGGCAAGUUCAUUUUUCAUUGUGCCACCAACAAGCCGCUCGGGUGUCUGAACCCCCUGUAGGGAGGCGGCUCGACUAGCUCCCAACAACAAUGUAAAACAAAAC
Molecule: messenger RNA, 367 nt
Organism: Aspergillus welwitschiae
Lineage: Eukaryota; Fungi; Ascomycota; Eurotiomycetes; Eurotiales; Aspergillaceae
Exons: 1
Coding region: 1-240 (79 amino acids)
Source: RefSeq, a predicted model, not a curated record